AUGAUCAACAGAAAUCCAUCAGAGACCCUGGAAGCUGAUGUUUUGCAAAGCAUUGACGAAUUCUGUGAUGCCGAGACAGGAGGUGCUUUCAAGCAGAUACUCCUCCAGCAACUCGAGAGGCGCGAGUUGGACCCAUCCAUGAUCCUUAGUGACCAAGAAACCCAGUGGGCACUGGAGCUGAAGCAGGCCGUAACGUCAUCCAAUGGUGAGGCCCCAGUCUUCAACGACAUGGACUAUGCCCAGCAUGCAAUUGUUGCAUCUGGCGACAUCCAAGAGGCACUUGCCCGCGUACGAGGGAUGCAGCUUUUCCACAAGAAACAUGGCAUUGACCACAGCUGCAAACAGAUCAUCUUUUAUCUGAAGGGAUUCUUAAGGCAGUAUCCUGGAUGCUUGUUGCACUUGGACAAUGACCCACUCUCAUUGGAGAGUGUCCUUGUGUUUGAGACGACUUGUUUGGGUGGACUAUCUGCACUUUCCCAAUGGGAAAACAAGGGCGGUACUACAGGCCCAGGGUACAGUUGGAAAGUAUGUGUAGUUGGGUUGUACUACUUGCUCUACUUGUUGCAACCAAGCUUUUCAUCAAGCCGGAAAGGACUACUUCUUGCUGUGGACUGCCAAAACGAUGAUUGGGACGACUCCACCAAGCAAUUUGGCCAGUGCAUGCUCCAAGAACUCUUGCUUUUUUUGCCAGUGAAUUGCAGAGGAGUCAUGGUGUUCAACACAUCCACAGUAGCAAACUUGAUGAUCAGCACAUACAAGCCUUUCCUGCCAAGAAACAUAAGAGAAAACGUUUUCAUGAUGAUGGGGUCUGAGCUUCAAAAAGGAUUCAACGGCGGCACCACUACGAGCCUCCGAGAACUUUAUGGUCAACCUUCUCUGGCUGAAACCGAAGAAAGGGCUCUGCGGAGGGCAGUCACCCUCAAAGCUUUGCGGUCUUGCAAUGAGAAAGUGUUCCAGUUGGAUGCGUGCUUCACCUCUUCCUAA
Messenger RNA from Seminavis robusta, 984 nucleotides. Lineage: Eukaryota; Bacillariophyta; Bacillariophyceae; Naviculales; Naviculaceae. The record is from the annotation of a GenBank genome assembly.